CGCUCGCCCUGUCGAUCGCCUGGAAUCCCUGCAAAAGCUGGGAGAGGAGACGCGGCGCCGCCGGCGUGGGGGCGCGGGCAGCCGUCUCCACCGACAGCGCGGUGCGCCGGCCGUGCUCGGAGCGACGCGGGAAGGGAGCGGCUCGUAGCAACAGGUGCAGCCCGAAGCCGCUCCCGGAACGAGGCAGCCGGCCAGGAACCAGGACCCGGUAAGGCGCCGGCGGGGUCUCUCGGUGCGGCUGCCCUGGCGCGUCCCUCCUCCCCGGCUCGGGGCGGGUGCCGCGCAGAGGGACCCCCGCCCGGGAGGGUCCAGAGCGGGGCUCCCGGCACAGAGACGGUCCCAGUAGGCGCAGCCGCCGGGGCCUCGGGCUCGGGAAUCCGCGCGCCCUGCGUGCUCGGGGCCGGGACCCCCCGGCCGUCCUCGGAGCCUUCUUCCCCAGCAGGCGCCGUCGCCAGCGCGCCCGGGCGCCCCGCGCGGGCCAUGGAGCCGGCAGCCGGGAACCUCAGCGACGGGAACGCGAGCGGCCCCGAGCCCCCAGCCCCGGAGCCCAGGCCGCUCUUCGGCAUCGGCGUCGAGAACGUCGUCACCCUGGUGCUGUUCGGCCUGAUCUUCGCGCUCGGCGUGCUGGGCAACAGCCUGGUGAUCACCGUGCUGGCGCGCAGCAAGCCUGGCCGGCCGCGCAGCACCACCAACCUGUUCAUCCUCAACCUGAGCAUCGCCGACCUAGCCUACCUGCUCUUCUGCGUCCCCUUCCAGGCCACGGUCUACGCGCUGCCCUCCUGGGUGCUGGGCGCCUUCGUCUGCAAGUUCAUCCACUACUUCUUCACCGUCUCCAUGCUGGUCAGCAUCUUCACGCUGGCCGCGAUGUCCGUGGACCGCUACGUGGCCAUCGUGCACUCCCGGCGCUCCUCCUCCCUGCGGGUGUCCCGCAACGCGCUGCUGGGCGUGGGCUUCAUCUGGGCGCUGUCCAUCGCCAUGGCCUCGCCCGUGGCCUACCACCAGCGCCUCUUCCAUUGGGAAGUCAGCAACCAGACCUUCUGCUGGGAGCAGUGGCCCAACCAGCGCCACAAGAAGGCCUACGUGGUGUGCACCUUCGUCUUCGGCUACCUGCUGCCGCUUCUGCUCAUUUGCUUCUGCUACUCCCGCAGGGAGACCGCGCAGACGGUUCUGGUGGUGGUUGUGGUUUUUGGGAUCUCCUGGCUGCCACAUCAUGUCAUCAAUCUCUGGGCCGAGUUUGGGGUUUUCCCGCUGACCCCCGUCUCCUUCCUCUUCAGAAUCGCCGCUCACUGCCUGGCCUACAGUAAUUCCUCGGUGAAUCCUAUCAUAUACGCUUUUCUCUCAGAAAAUUUUAGGAAGGCCUAUAAGCAAGUGUUCAAGUGCCACAUGCGCAAUGAGUCACCUCUUAAUGAUACGAAAGAAAAUAAAAGUCGAAUAGAUACCCCGCCGUCCACCAAUUGCACUCACGUGUGAGAGCGUUAGAGCGCUCGUGUGGAGUCUCAGACAGAGCAGGGUACGACAAGGGGUUAGCAAGCCUGCAACUUCUUGUGCUCAUGACAAGUCGCAUCAUUUUAGUUCCACCUGUUUUUGAAAACAAUACUUUAAUCCAUUUAGGAAAUCUCGAGGUCUAGUAAAGAUUGUUUCUAAAUUUUAUUUCAAAAACAAAAGGAAAUGCUACAUAGUUUUUUAUACCUUUACAGAAACGAAAGGUUAAUAGAAUUCCAUCUACAUGUUCAAUUCUUCAUAGGACAGCCUAUAAAGAUGGUCAGGAAUACUGGCGAUCUACAUUUUGAACCCAGUUUAUUUAGAAAAAAACACAUGUAUGUGUUAAUUCUUCAAUUUUAAGAAACGAGGUAAUAUUGCGAGGUAUGUGUUUCAAAAUAUGAUCAUGGAUACACGAUCAAAGUUUGACCCGGAUUUCGUUUUUUUUGUGGCCAUUUAUAUAGAGGCGCAUCUGUUAAAUGGCAGUGAGACUUUGCCAAGUUGAUUUGCACCCGCCUCAUUUGCCCCCAACUGUAAAUAGUGAACACGGUUUCCGGAGAUGAGCUUCACCUGUCUGUGGUCAUGAGGGCCCAUUAACUUCAUCUCUGGAGACAAGCACAGCGGCACAGCGGUGACUCAGGGUGACCGACAUUGGCCCGGUCACUUAAAACUAUUCUGUGAUGUAGGCUUUGUAGAGUUACCUAAAAAAAAUAUCAGGGAAAAUGCGAAGGACGACUAUUCUAAUAGUGGAAGCUUUCAGUGAGAUCCAAGAGGGAACGUGGUCAUUAAAGUUUUACAAAUAUAUCGCCCAGGGUAUUUUGUGUGCCUUGGGUGGAACUGAGCCAAAAGGGAGUAAAAAAAAAUGCCAGUGAGGAUGAUAUGUGGGUAAUAGUUUCUAUGGGGCUGGGAAGAAGUCAGAAUCCAGUAAGACACAUGGUAGUCAUGCCACAUGUGGAAAGCAUACGCAACACGUGAUUCAGAUAACAUUAGAAGAAAAGGAAUCUUCUGAGCAGGUAUACCCAGGGAUAUAUGUUGUACAAACACAUGCUUUGUUUCAUUAAAUUCGUAGUAAUGUUAAAUGCACAUUUACCCCCAAUAUUACUUCCUCAAAAAUGAUCAUAGGCUGAAUUUCAAAUGUACUUUUCACGACAAUUUCGUAUUUAUUCAUGUGUGGAAUGAAAAAUACGGGAUGAAGAGAUUAAAUUAUUCUACCUUAGAACAGUAGUUUUCAGACUCCAGGACUUUGCUAUAUUUUGUGAGAAUACAACAUCAGGAAGACUUUUUGAAAAAGGAUUUAGUGUAAUGCACACCCGUGUCAAAUCAGGAUUCCAUAGGAAAUAUCAAAUUUUAGAUGAAAAAACUCGAUAUAAGUCUUUGCAUGUUAAAUUUUCCAGCUGAUGAAUUCAUUGUCACUAAUCACGCUCCUCCAGCAAAUGGUAUGUACAUUUGCAAUGCUUGAACUGAAUCUCUAGCCAGAACAGGAGAAAAUUCUUCGAAAGGAUGGGAAAUCAUGAGCUCUCAAGUUUGGUGGCUAGGGAAAGAAGUUGCAUGUACGUGUGAUGCCAGUGUUUUAGAGGACAGCCUAAGUCCUUUGCAUGGAAAAUUCUUUGCACUUUAUUCAAGUACAGCCGCAGAAACAUUGUACCCUGACAGUGAUACCUCAUGUCCUUUGUGGAACUUGAAGUCGCCAUUGCAGACGCCAGAACAGGUCGUGUGUGUGUGUGUGUGUGUGUGUGUGUGUGUGUGUGUGAACCCCCACAGCUGUACAAAGAGGUGCCUCCUGGUUGCCUUUGGACUUUAAUGGUUGACAAAGGCUUCCUGCACCCUGGCUGUUCCUUUGUUUUCCUCUUGUGAUUCCUCCACACACGGAAGUACUAGAAGAAAUGCGGGACCUAAUGUUUCUGUUUUCUACGAAGCACGUGGAAGAUGUAUUUACGUACCCACCCGUGUCCCCUUGGACCAUCCCAUUUGUGGAUGGCAUGAUGGAAGCCAGAAGCAUAGCGCCGGAGUCGUAGCCGGCACCUGCGAAACCUCCCAUUUGCUGAGUGUACACGCGGACCUGUUAGACAGGGUAUUUUUCCUGUCCAUCGGCAUUUAAGUCAAUUCCUCUUAUUCAGAGCCUAGUUGGUCCACCGGUAUAAGAAACUUUGAGGCUGAUGAUGACUCGGGUCCUGCGAAGAUCUGAACCUCUGUGAAGCUGUCUGCGUGAGGAGUUCCAGAAGGACCAGAACAGGCUUCAGUUGCCCAGAGAGGCGUCAGAGUGUCUUGCAUUGACCAAGCGCGUGCUUCCUAGGUGGCGGUUUUUCUAACAUAUAAUUAACGCAAGCAAGUCAGAAGCACCUUUGCUUCGUCCUCUAAAUAAAGAAGGCCUCCCUAGGACACGCUUUUUCUUGCAGCGGCCAGGCUAACGGACAAAUGCUGUAUUUGCCUUUGAAGUUGGGCGGCUUGCAAACCAUGUUUCUCGGCGCACUUCAAAGAGAAUUGAUGUCGUCUCCUUAGAUUUGGCUGCCUCGGUGCCAGAAGGCGGUUGUGAUUUUUUUCUGGGCUUUUAGUGUUUCACAUUUGGACACUAGCUCUGGAAUAUUUAAGUGGCCGAAAUGCUGGCUGCUUCACACGGAUGGGGACGGGUUUCAGUCUCCUACUGAGGAAUAUAGUGACGUGGUUGGAACGACUUUCUCACCCCGCGACCCCAGGAGAUACCGUAAGUAGACGCUGUCUGCGUUCUGACCACGUGUGUCCUCAGCAAUGUGGGGACAGAGGCCAUUUUCUGAAUAUUUUAGGUAAAUAUUUUCGCCUUUAAUGAAAUCGUUCAAUGCACACCUUAGGAGUAAAACAGUCAUUUCCUUCUCUUCCUCCGCCCCCACCCUCUUGUGCUCUUCUCGAAAUGUGCUCCUAUCCCGAGUUUCUCACUCUCGUAUCUACCCUGGUGAAAUCCGGCCUUCGACUCAGAUGUGAUGAGUUACAGCGAACAGAGAAGGCGCUUGCUGAACCGCGUGAGUCACUCGUGAGUCAACUUUAACUUGCGGCCUCGAGGAUGAUUGCAUUUGCUCAGCACCUCAGCUGCGUGGAGACGGUGCAGUCGUAGUCCCCGAGUGUUAGCGGAAACCCGGGGCCAGGCUUCUUCUGAGCAGGAGAGAAUAACUUAGCGAGACAUUCAUUUCCUCUCCACAGAUACUGCAGAUGCUUGCGGGUCCCCAAACGCCCGCGUUGAAGCAGCAUUGCGUCAAAUAAAACCAUGUACAGCUUCCCCCUCUUCUUUGCCUAAAAGGAUAUUUUAAAUGCGUGUAUGUAAACCACAUAGUCCUGUAAUUGGGGUAAACCUAUCAGUGUGGCUGCUUCCACCGGACCCUUCUCUUCUGAAAUUUGUAAAUUGUGAUCGACACUGACUGCAGGUAUCUCCCACGUUUGAAAUUUGUAACCGGCUUUCUUCCUAAGGCGAUCCUGUUCUUGGCCGUUAGAGAGUGCUCCCUAUUAGGCUGUCUGUCAAGUGGAUGUUACUGACUUGUGUAUUAUAAAAAAGCCAUCUAUACGAAGAGUAGGUGGCCCCAAAUGCUGAUGGCCACCUAUUGUCUUAGGAAGAAAAAAUGACAGGAUGGCAGUUGUAUUUCAAUUUAUAAUGUACUUUGAUUUUUCUCUUUUAGAAGAGGAAAAGUUGGGGCUGAGGAACAACUGCACGCACCGACCACGUCUUUGGUGUGGGCUGUGCCUGCGGAAGGCCAGCAUGUCUGGGGAGGGUGUCGGAUGUGUGUUUAGUGUCUUAGGCGUGGCAGAUUCACUCAUAGUCACCUUUGUCACUCUGGCUGCCCUGCUGGGCCUCUGGGACAGGCACGUCUGCUUGAUUGGGCGUGAUCUUUAGGAACAUUAGCAGGCCGGUGCAUUUGCACCUCCGCUGGGCUCAGCACCGCUCACCGCUGGCUCCCGAGCUCGCGCUCAGCACACCCCUCUGCCAGAACUCGGGUUGUGUCCUGGGCGCAGCUGCGGCGGGAGGGGCCUUUCUAGGGGGUGAGGAGGAAGCUCUUAGCUCUGAGUACACCGUGGAGACGACCUCAGCUGGACUCGCUCUGUCUGUUCCGACCUUGGCUGAGUUUUCUCUACUUAAACAACUGCAUGGAGAACUGAUUGCAUAGAGAAGGGUUUUGAUGUCACUUUGGGGGUGGAAAGCCUCAUCCUUUCUGCUGGGGAACAGAUCGCUGGAUAUCUCUAGGUACGUCGUGCCAGUCCAGAUUUUCAGCAUUAGGGAAGUCAAAACAAAGAUCACCAGCUGCUGAUCGACGGGAACCGGGAUCCACCAUUCAGAGUCUUUACUCUCAGGCAGUGAUGAUCAUUAAGGUGACCUAUAAACUGGGAUGAACCUUGUGGUCCACUCUGGGUUUUCUACCGGCCACCACGCACUAUAUAUGGAGCCUUACUUCAAAAGAUUGAAUAUUGACUGUUAAAACGGAACCUACUUUUGUGUGCUUGUUCUCAAGACCACUGUGGAUCUGUUAAGCUCCUUUUUCUCCUGUGGUGGGCUUGUUCCGGGCAGUCAAGGUAACAUGCCAUCCAGCGCGUAAAACGGGGUGGUCCCGGGAGGGGACGGUGAAGAAAGGAAGUGACUGGCAGCAUUUUACGCUGUGGUGAGCAUCAGUGUGAGUGUAAGCACACCUCCAGGCACCGGAAAGGCCGUGAGGCCACGCCUCCAGACACCGGAAAGGCGGUGGAAGCCAGCCUCCAGGUACCGGAAAGGUGGCGGUGGGGGCCAAUCUUGUCCGGAGCGAUUUGUGUGUGUGUGUGUGUGUGUGUGUGUGUGUGUGUGUGUGGCAAGGUGCCCAUGUUGCCAGCAUUGUUGAUGUGGCAGAUGAAGUAGGAAGUUUGGCUGUGACAGGACAUGCCCACUUGUGGAGCGGGGUACCAGUGAUGGAAUGGGAGCCUUUGGGAUGUAACGGCUGUGUCUUGAAUGUUCACAACGUGGCAGAGCAUCACCUGGGUGUUGGUGGUAGACCCUGCUCCUUGGGGCUCCGGAUGGUGUAGAUCUUCGACCGUGCACGGAGGCAGGAGAGUGGGACCUCGGGGGACAGGCACCAGCUGCGUCCUCUGCUGUUCAGCCAGAGGGCAUCUGCUUCCUCUGCCCUUGGAUUUCCGUGUCCGGUUUCACCGAAAGUUAGAAACAAUGAAUCCAAGGCACACGUUACCCACCGUUUGUAUUGGAUUUUUCUGGUCACGCCUCCACUCACUGUUUGUAUUACUUAUGCAACUUGUGAUCCUAUCUGUUCUCCUCUGCUCCUUUCUUAAGGUCAAUCGUAUUUCUGUGCUUGAGAUCCUCCAGAUUUUGUCAUCGUUGAGGGAUCCCUGAAUGACCCAAGUCCAACACUUUUCAUAUCUUCAUUGUUCGGCCGGGCUCAUGACAUCUUCCUGGUUGCCCUAUCCAUAGCCUUCCAUUUAACCGUGAAGUGUCGGAAACACAAGCUUUCAGAGAAAAGUUCCUUUUGUAAGGAUCACAGAUGACCAGUUUCUUCAGAGAAUCGAAAGGCAGUUGAGCAGGCCCAUGGGCACGUCUGUCCUGAGGGCCCUCUUUGGGGUGCUGGCUCUGGUGAUGUCACACCCACAAGAGCUCGUGUCCUGUGAGUGACUGUCACAGCAGAUGGGAGUCAGGAGGUGGGCACCUGGCUGUGGCUGCAGCAGGUCUCCGGGCGUGCUCCCUCUGCUUCUGCAGGAUGAGUCGUCCCGACCUACCCUGCCCCUCCCUGCAUCCACUUUGCCAAGAGAUUGGACCAGGCAAAUGGCCUAUGAUCCCUGGGCCAGAAAGAGCUCUUUCUGACGUGUCAGGAGUGAAGGCAAAAUAUAGGUGAGCACCUUGGGGCGCAGAGCAGCCAAAAUGAAAGGGUCAGAAUGGGUGUCUUGCCACUUAACCUGCUAUCAUAGGUACCGCUAGUUAAACAGUCUCCGUUUGGAAACCACAAAAGUCCCAGAGAGCAGAAGCACGUGGGGAGGUGGAAACCUUCCCAUCUCCUUAGGAAGAAAAACUCAAUGUAAACAUGCAAUUGUGGCACAUUUCAGUCUAGCUCUCAGAGAAACUGUUGAUAACCAUAGAAACCGUGUCAAUUUCCCAUCAAAGAGCCGGUUGCGGGGGUGUAGACAUACAUAAGAAGUGUGUUGCAAUAAUGCAGCUCAGGAUCAGGCAGCACACAGGGAGGUGGGGAGCGUGGGUAGGCGCAUGAGUCCUAUUUAUCCUCAGAGCCCUGAGGUCCCGUGAGGAACUUUACAUGGAAUAUACUUACUGAGUGAGUGAGCAGAUGCCUAGUUUGUGAUAUUUUCAGCAUAGGGCCAGCUAGCCUGGACAAAGAAUUAAAUUUAAUAAUCCUCUCGUUAUUAAAUCAGAUUAUACUUUGGGAAUAUUUACAAACCAGAAAUGGAUACAUAAAUAUUGUUUGCCAUAUAUUGAUUUUCUGAGAGUCAGGCUUCAUGGCCACGUAUUUCGUAAAGACUGAAGGUGUGACACCGAGGGAUAGGAAUGCCAAGUUUUCUUGAACCUUGUUGGUGAAUCUUGUAAUUUCUCAAGUUAUAGCUGCACAGGAGAGCUGUGCAUUGCAGAAAAGGUAAGGGACAUUAGGUUUGGUUUGAUCCUGUGGCUAAGGUUGCUGAUGGAAAUGCUGUCUUUGGUAUUCUCACAUAUGAAAGAAAAGUUGAACGGGAUGAACAAGUCUCUAAAGGGAAACACAUUUGAAUGAGCGGGAAAUUCUGCAGGAGGUACGAAUGAUACUCUGGGCUCACCUUAUGGCCGUGAGGCUCUGGGCUCACCUUAGGACCAUGGUUCUCAGCCUUUACCAAGUAUCUGAAUCACCUGAAGAGUUUGUUAACACAGAUUACCGGGCCUCACCUCCAGAAUUUCCAAUUUAGUACCUUUGGGGUAAAGCCCCAAGAUUUGUAUUUCUAACAGGCUCUUUGGUGAUAUUGAUGCUGCCGGUCCAGGGACCCCAUUUUCAGACCUCCUUCCCGAUUUGAUUGGGUUGGAGGUGGAGCCCAAGCAUUUUUCAAGGCCUCAGGCACACCGCCAGAGUUAAGAACCAUUCAAACUGAGUGGAUGGUCCUCUGUAAGCCAAAACUUGAGUGGUUCUAUGAAAAAGUAAUUCCUUCUGUGAGAUCUAAAUCGAUCAGAUUUCAUUGUUUACAUUGAUCUGAUUCAUAAAAUAUCUGUUCAACUAUUAUAUUAGCCUAUCUGCAGAAAUUUACAUAUUUUCGAAGCGUGAGAGAGUUGGAUAACUUACAUGUAAGGAUUUCAGAGAUUAUCAUAUUUUUCCCAUCAAAAAAAAAUAGCUUGGUGGAAAAGAGCACUUGUACAUUAAUUUUGUUGUCUCCCCCAAUAUAGAGAAGUGAAUACUGCAUUCCAGUUGUUACGUGUGAAUUUUUUAACUCAAUGUUGAAAUGAAAUAUAUGCAUGUCUUUCUGUGCAGCUGCUGAUUUUUAACAGCAUUAUUAUCUCUAAGAGAUAAAUGUAACUUCUCUGUGUAAGGUUUUCAGUUAAUUAUCUCCCGAUAACAUAGUAGUAUGUAUAACGAAGAAAAUAUGUGAAUAUUGAUUUUUUUUUUAAUUUUACCAACGUGAUUGCUUAAACACUGCUGUAGAAAUAAUAAUGAACGUGGAUCUUCCUACACCAGAUGCUGUUACAACUACUCUCUGGAGUUUGUUUCUCUAAAAUGUCUUAUCAUCUAUAAAUUUAGCAUGAAUACCAGUAAACUCACAAAGCCGAAUGCCAAAAAUUAAGAGUUGUGUUAAUCUAUGUAGUACCAAAUGUAGACAUCCUAAAUCACUCUGUGUUCUGCAUGAAGUCUGGUGGAUGUGUGUUUUGAACCAAUUUCUUGAACUGAAAAUAAAAUUAUGUUCCUUAAAGUA
Herpailurus yagouaroundi (jaguarundi) is the source of this 9348-nucleotide messenger RNA. RefSeq names its product galanin receptor 1 (gene GALR1). Gene Ontology annotation, molecular function: galanin receptor activity. The record is from RefSeq and is a predicted model, not a curated record. NCBI's taxonomy places the organism in Eukaryota, Metazoa, Chordata, Mammalia, Carnivora, Felidae. Gene Ontology annotation, cellular component: plasma membrane. Bases 481 to 1470 code for a protein of 329 amino acids. The transcript has 2 exons. Gene Ontology annotation, biological process: G protein-coupled receptor signaling pathway; positive regulation of cytosolic calcium ion concentration; negative regulation of adenylate cyclase activity.